AUGUCAUUCCUUGUCCCGGCUGCGGUCCUGGGUUCUGUCGCAAUCUUUUGGGCAUCAUGCGUUUCGAGUGUUGUGACUGAACCGUAUCUAGAUGAGUUCUUUCAUGUUCGCCAAGCUCAGGUCUAUUGUGCCGACCACUUCGUCAUCUGGGAUCCUAAAAUUACCACUCCGCCUGGGCUAUACCUACUAUCACGAAUCUUGCUGGCAGUCACCGGUCGCUGUGAUGUAGUUGCCCUGAGAUCCUUGAACACCAUAGGAUUAAUAUUGACUUUGGUGCCGACAGCAGUCCUUGUUGGCCGUAUUACACAGGCACGGCGUGCAACUGAUGGCCCAUCUUUGAUCACACUACAUUCCGCGCUCAACGUGACACUAUUUCCUCCACUGUUCUUCUUCUCAGCAUUGUACUAUACAGAUGUUCUUUCAACCAUUCUUGUUCUAGCCCAUUACGACCAUACGCUCAAGGGUCUCUAUACACGGGCUACUGGAUUUAGGCAUCAUGUCAUUUCUGUGGUCCUGGGAGCAUCUGCACUUCUGUUUCGUCAGACGAACAUAUUCUGGGUGGCGGUCUUCCCGGCUGGCCUAACGGCAAUCCAAGAGCUAAAGACACACUGCAUGCUCGAUGAGGCGGCCAAAACCAGCGGUCAUGCCUCAGCAGACUGGCUCAACAUGGAAGAUCUUGACGUAGCAGAUGCCUCUGUUGAAGAUUACCUGUUCUUUCUGGUGGCUGUCGCGCUGGGUGCGAUGAAAAAGCCCUGGAGCAUAGUGAAAGCUAUCACCCCAUAUCUGUUCCUGAUUGUCAUGUUUGCCGCUUUUGUGGCAUGGAAUGGCGGUGUAGUAUUGGGUGACAAAUCUAAUCACAUCGCUACUAUCCAUGUCCCGCAGAUGCUUUACAUCUGGCCAUACAUGAUGUUCUUCUCGUUUCCGCUUACGAUCCCUGUUCUGCUGACGGCAGUGUUGCAUUUCUUACCACGCCAAUAUCUUCCAUUAGGACUUCAAUCAUUCACCCAGAGGCCGGCUAACCAUAGGAUUCUUCCUCGCAUCCCUAUUGUCAUCGCAUUUGUAUUUCUCGGACUUCUGGCCGUCAAACUGAAUACAAUCGUCCAUCCCUUUACGCUCGCAGACAAUCGCCAUUACGUGUUCUACGUCUUCCGACUCCUUCUUCGUCACCCGAUCGUGAAAUACGUUGCUGUGCCGAUCUACAUCAUUUGCGCAUGGCUCAUCAUUCAGUCGACCGGAUCAGGCAACCUUCAUUUGAAGAACGGGCAAGCAGAUUCCUCGGCUGCGCGACGUCCUAAAUUAUCACCAGAUCCAACAAUAGACUCCCCCAAAGGUAAAUUCAGUUUCCUCAUAAUAUGGCUGGCCACGACGGCACUCUCUGUAGUCACUGCCCCCCUGGUCGAGCCUCGAUAUUUUAUCAUUCCUUGGGCCGUGUGGCGCAUCAACGCAGCACCCAUUGCUGUAGACGUGCACGAUAGACAAGUGCAGAUCACGAAAAAUCCCUUAUGGACAUAUGGUAUUCUCGUAUGCGAGACUUUGUGGCUCGCGCUGAUUAAUCUCGGCACGGGCUACAUGUUUCUCUAUCGUGGUUUUGGUUGGCCGCAAGAGCCUGGGAAGGUGCAGCGGUUUAUGUGGUGA
Molecule: messenger RNA, 1635 nt
Organism: Pseudovirgaria hyperparasitica
Lineage: Eukaryota; Fungi; Ascomycota; Dothideomycetes; Acrospermales; Acrospermaceae
Exons: 5
Coding region: 1-1635 (544 amino acids)
Biological process (GO): dolichol-linked oligosaccharide biosynthetic process; protein N-linked glycosylation
Cellular component (GO): endoplasmic reticulum
Molecular function (GO): dolichyl pyrophosphate Glc2Man9GlcNAc2 alpha-1,2-glucosyltransferase activity
Source: RefSeq, a predicted model, not a curated record